AUGGACUCGCAGGAUCUCACCCACCGCUGCAUCAACACCAUCCGUGCGCUCAGCGCCGACCAGCCCCAGGCGGCCAACAGCGGGCACCCUGGUGCGCCCAUGGGCAUGGCCCCCAUGGCUCACCUCCUCUGGACCGAGUUCCUCAAGUUCAACCCGUCCAACCCCCGCUGGGUGAACCGCGACAGGUUCGUGCUCUCCAACGGUCACGCCUGCGCCCUCCUCUACAGCAUGCUCCACCUCACCGGCUACGAUGUCGCCAUCGACGACCUCAAGAAAUUCCGUAAGGUGGGCAGCAAGACGCCCGGCCACCCCGAGUCCUUCGAGACCCCCGGCGUGGAGGUCACCACCGGACCUCUCGGUCAGGGUCUCUCCAACGCCGUGGGCAUGGCCAUCGCCGAGAGGCACCUGGCCGCGCGCUACAACAAGGAGGGGUUCCCCAUCAUCAACAACCACGUCUACGUGUUCUGCGGUGACGGUUGCCUCCAGGAGGGUGUCACCUCCGAGGCCUCGUCCGUCGCCGGCCACCUCGGCCUGGGCAACCUCAUCGUCCUCUACGAUGACAACCUCAUCACCAUCGACGGUGAGACCGACCUCUCCUUCACCGAGGACGUCAAGCUCCGGUACCAGUCGUACGGCUGGCACGUGCAGGAAGUGGCCGACGGCAACAACGAUCUCGAGGCCAUCAAGCGCGCGAUCGAGGAGGCCAAGAAGGUCACCGACAAGCCUUCGAUCAUCAAGGUCAGGACCACCAUCGGGUUCGGCUCGAAGAAGGAGGGCACCGAGGGCGUGCACGGCAGCCCGCUCGGCGAGGAGGAUCUGGCCAACGUCAAGACCAAGCUCGGCCUCGACCCCGCCCAGAAGUUCCAGGUCCCCGAGGAGGUGCGCAAGUUCUACAGCCAGUUCGCGGCCAAGGGCGAGGAGCUCCAGAAGCAGUGGGAGGAGCUCUUCGAGGCCUACGCCCAGAAGCACCCCGAGCUCGCCGCCGAGUUCAGGCGCCGCAUGUCCGGUGACCUGCCCGACGGCUGGGAGGACGUUCUUCCCCUGAACAAGCCCGGCGGCGCCGAGGAGGCCACCAGGAAGUCCUCCGGCGUGUGCCUGAACAAGCUGGCGGAGCUGCUGCCGGAGAUCGUGGGCGGUUCGGCCGAUCUGAACCCGUCGACCCUGACCUACCUCACCUGCUCCAAGGACUUCCAGAAGGCCACCCCCGAGGGCAGGAACAUCCGCUUCGGCGUCAGGGAGCACGGCAUGUCCGCCAUCUGCAACGGUCUGGCUGCCUACGGUGGAUUCAUCCCCUUCGGCGCCACCUUCCUCAACUUCAUCGGCUACGCCCUCGGCGCUGUCACCCUCUCUGCCCUCUCCCACCUCCAGGUGUUCUACAUCAUGACCCACGACAGCAUCGGUCUGGGCGAGGAUGGCCCCACCCACCAGCCCGUCGAGAAGUUCGUCGUCUGCCGCACGACCCCCAACCUCCAGUUCAUCCGUCCCGCUGAUGUCACCGAGACCGCCGCCGCCUACAUCGCCGCCAUCAAGAAGAAGCAGGGUCCCACCGUCUUCGCUCUCUCUCGUCAGAACCUGCCGCCCCUGAAGGGCAGCUCUGUGGAGGGUGCUCUGAAGGGUGCCUACACCAUCCAGGAGGCCGAGGGCGAGAAGCCCGACAUCAUCUUCGUGGCCACGGGUUCUGAGGUCUCCAUCGCCGUGCAGGCCGCCGACUCCAUCAAGGACAAGAAGGUCCGCGUUGUGUCGAUGCCCUCGUGGGAGCUCUUCGAGGCUCAGAGCCACGAGUACAAGCAGUCCGUCUUCCUUCCGGGCGUGCCCGUCAUCUCGAUCGAGCGUGCACGCAAGGACAGCCAGCGGGCGGACAAAGUGUCCCUCUCGCUUGCUGUGCCCGUCGCCAAACCCGGAGACGGGGCCGCCGGCAGCACUCUGGGCUGGGAUCGUUACGCCCACGCCUCCAUCGGCGUCGACAGGUUCGGCCUCUCCGGUCCCUACAAGGAUGUCUACAAGGCCCUUGGCGUCACGGCCGAGCACCUGGUGGAGAAGGCCCACAUCGUGCUGGAGCACUACGCCAGCAACCCCGUCCCCGUCCUCCUCCGCCCCGCUGCCUUCACCAAGUUCUAA
Messenger RNA from Acanthamoeba castellanii str. Neff, 2118 nucleotides. Its product is annotated as transketolase. Gene Ontology annotation, cellular component: cytosol. Gene Ontology annotation, molecular function: transketolase activity. The coding region runs from base 1 to 2118 and encodes 705 amino acids. The transcript is spliced from 16 exons. The record is from RefSeq and is a predicted model, not a curated record. Lineage: Eukaryota; Discosea; Longamoebia; Acanthamoebidae. Gene Ontology annotation, biological process: pentose-phosphate shunt.